AUGUGUGCGCAAAUGUUCUUUCUGCAGAGGACAUGGCUCUUCGGGUAUGGCUUGAUUUUUUAAUUUUUUGAAAGGAACAUAUGUUAUUCAAUUACGAAGACCUGGUUAAAUCAUCAGCUACAACGUUCGUUACAAUCUCAGGAAAAUGACCGAACCAAAUUUCCAAACUGCCAUUCCCUAAGCUUCAUAUGCAGCUAAGACAAGUGUUGCAUUUUUACAGGACCUUGGACAUACAUAAAGAUUAACAUUACCAAAAGCAACUUUUAUUUUGAAAUUUAAUCUCCUGCAACAAGGCUUCCAGUGGUGCUAGAUCAUAGUUCUGGCUUGAGAUCGUUUGCUUCAGUGCCAUGGAGUUCAUUUCAAACAUGACUUGGGUACACCCCAUGUUGGUUGAUGCAUUAAGCGCGUUUAGUAGUGACAGUGUCUCAGCAUGAAGGGCAUCAGAGAUAUGUUCCAGACUUCCUGCACCUGCAGUAAUGAGCAUUCCGCAAUCAUUUCUUAUGGUAAAGCCCCACCCGCCUGAAUGUGUUCAUGAAAUGCACAUUUUUAAUAACUCACUUGCCCGAGGAGUUCAUUUUUUAGGUGCUUUUCUACUUUUGAGUUGUUCUCGCUGCUUGACAUUUCUGUAUUCAUAAGUGUGGUGAAGAUAAUAUAUCAUCUGAGGAUUUGAUUUUAUCUCCGGCAUGGCUUGAUUCUUGUGUUGAUUGGAUAAGUGCCUAGUCUAUUCGGUGUAACAGGCCGGUGAUCAGUUCCGACAAUGUUGAAGCCAUUGAGACAAUGAUAGCUGGAGGCAGAUCUUUGGGAGUAGCUGCAGCAAUCUUCCCACAAUUGUUAUUACCUCGUUUGUGAAUUCCCGCAAACUAUCUUGGACAUUGUUAUAGAGAAGCAAAUUAUGUUGCGAUUUUAUAGUACUACAGUAGGUUUGAAGAGUUUCCGAAUGAACCUCUCUAGUAUGCCAAAAACGCUUUCAUAUUAUGAAACGGAGGGAGUAGUAACUAUUGUCAAAAGCUAAUAAUAAAGGGGUGAUGAUUUGAUUAAAAAAACAAGAAAUCUUCCCAAAUGGUUUCGCUACGCUGACUGGUGGGACCCAGUGCCAGAUGCGCCGUUUCCUCCGAGCAACCGAUUCUCGUCGAUGCCACCUGCAGCGCCGCCGCCUCCUCUCCGUCGUCGCUGGCGGCGACCAACCGAUCCGCGACCUCCCGCCGACCACCUGCGCUGUCCCAUGGAACCGCCUCCUCCGCGCCCACAUCUGCCGCUCCCGUCCGGACCUCGCGCUCGCGCUCUACCGCCGCAUGCGCGCGCUCUCCCCCACGCUCCCCAACUCCUACACACUCCCCCUCGCCCUCCGCGCGGCGACCUCCCCAAUCGCGUCCGCCAUCCACGCACACGCCCUCCACCUUGGCCUGCACGCCCACCCGGACGUCGCCGGGCAGCUCCUCGCCGCCUAUGCCAGGCACGGCCGCGCCGAUGAGGCCCACCACGUGUUCGACGCAAUGCCGUCGAAGAGGGCCACCAUGUCAUGGAACACGCUCAUCUCCGCGUACUCGGUCUGCUGCGACCCCAACAAUGCAAUGGCUACGUUUGCGCGCAUGGCCGCUGCUGGCGAGGCGCUCCCCGACGCCGUGACUUGGACGACGCUGCUCUCGGCGCACGCGAGGUGCGGUAAGCACCCGGUGGUUCUUGAACUGUUCGGAGACAUGCACCGCAGCGGAUGCGAAGGUAACGCCGAGUCCGUGGCUGUGGCGCUCUCCGCGUGCCCUUAUGCCGGCGACCUCGCAUUGGCGAAAGGGAGGGCGAUACAUGGCUACGGCGUCGCGAAGGGCGUCGUGCGUGGCUACCUGUUCGUGACGAACUCCCUGGUGUGCAUGUACGGCAAGCUGGGGAAGAUGGACGACGCCCGGGAGGUUUUCCGGGAAGCCGGGGAGAGGAACACCGUGACAUGGAACGCCCUCAUCACCAGCUACGCUGCUGCUGGGAUGUGCGACGAAGCGUUGAACGUGCUCGUCCGGAUGGAGCAGCGAGGCGGCAUGGUUGCUCCCAAUGUGAUGAGCUGGAGCGCUGUCAUCGGCGGCUUCGCGUCGUCCGGGGACAAUGAGCGCGCACUGGAGCUGUUCCGGCGGAUGCAACAGCAAUGGCUUUCGCCGAACGUGGUGACCUUAGCUACCGUUCUCUCAGCCUGCACCGAGCAGCUGGCGGUGCGGCUGGGUCGGGAGGUCCAUGCCGAUGCGAUCAGAUCCAUGGUCGACCGGCACUCGCUCGUCGCGAACGGGCUCAUCAACAUGUACGCCAAGUGCGGGAGAGUCGCCGACGCACGCACGGUGUUCGACGGUAUGAAGAGCAGGGACCUGGUCUCCUGGAACUCUAUGUUGGCCGGCUAUGGGAUGCACGGCCUGUGCGACGACGCCCUGGCAGUGUUCACAGACAUGGCAGAAGCUAAGGUCGAUCCUGACGGUGUCACCUUCGUCGCCGUUCUGUCCGCGUGUAGCCACGCAGGGCGGGUGUCCGAGGGCCGCCGUCUGUUCGAUCAGAUGAUACUGGAGCACAAGAUUUCCCCAUCCAUGGAGCACUACACGUGCAUGGUAGACCUCCUGGGGCGGGCUGGCUUGCUCAAGGAGGCGUCCGAGUUCAUCGAGACGAUGCCGAUGGGAGCCGACCUGUGCGUGUGGGGCGCGCUGCUCAACUCCUGCAGGAUCCAUGGGGACGCAGCAAUGGCCGAAGCCACCAUAGCGAAGGCUCUGCAGGCCGGCGUGGUGACCACCGGCAACCACACGCUGAUCACGAACCUGUACGCCGCGUGCGGGAUGUGGGACGACUCCAAGAGGGUGAGGGUGAUGACGAGGGAGGCCGGCUUGAGGAAGAACCCGGGGCAGAGCUGGGUUGAGGUGAAGAACAAGGUGUUUGCCUUCAUGGCCGGCAGCGUCCCGCCGUCGAUGCCCAGAGCUGAGGACGUCUUCAGAGUGCUCGACGAUUUGUAUCGCGAAAUGGAUGACCAGAGACGCGCCAUAGAGGAGGAUCACAUUGUAAACGUUUGAUAGAAGAGAAAGCUUUUGCAGAUA
Molecule: messenger RNA, 3056 nt
Organism: Aegilops tauschii subsp. strangulata
Lineage: Eukaryota; Viridiplantae; Streptophyta; Magnoliopsida; Poales; Poaceae
Product: putative pentatricopeptide repeat-containing protein At1g17630
Biological process (GO): RNA modification
Molecular function (GO): protein binding; RNA binding
Source: RefSeq, a predicted model, not a curated record